GUCGGACAGCAACAGACAACACAUAUAAACCUCUGCACUCCUCCGUGGAAAGCAUAUCAGGCCAUCUGAACAACAGGAAUUAAGCAUAUCCAAGGAGCAGUUCAAGAUAAUUCAAAACUCAAACGAUGGAGAUGUACCAAGCUGGAUAUUAUACUGAAGAUUUCAGAACACAGGAAGUCCCUGCUGGUUUUGAUUUUGGAUCAUAUGACUGCAGUGGUGAAGACCUGUCCUUUCUAUUAGACAGCAAGGGACCAGGGCAGCUGCAGUACACGGACACGUAUGGAGAACCUCACAAAGACCUGCAGACGUUUGAUGCAAAAGGUAACUCUAAUGGAUCGGGCCUUCUCAACUUGGAUGCCUACCCAGAAUUCAAUUCCUGGAUGUCAUCUUACACCAGCACGCCAGAGGCUGUUAAUUCUGAGCAGCCCCAAGCUGGGUACCAGGACUCCACCUCCACGUUCCAAAGCUUCACACCGCUGUGUACCCCCACCCAAAAUGGGGCUUUUGCUGCUGGCUUGAAGGACGUGACUAGCCUCUACAACCCUGAAAAGGAGACGAGUCAUGGAGGAGCAGCAGGAACGGUCAAUCUGGAUCACCUCGCAGGUGACCCAGUGAGGAACUAUGGUCUCUACGAAACAGAUGUCCAAGGAAGGCCCUCGCAAUACUGGGCUGCGUACUCCCCUCCCAGCUACUGCGCACCUGUAUCUAACCACACUCCAUCUUGUGGAUCCCCUGCUGCACUCCAGCCCUCAGAGCCAUACUGCCCCCGUGUGGUCAAACGCAGAAGUGGACCCUCACAAAGACUGGAGAAGGAUGGCGAGGUGGCAGGAAUGUCAGCGUAUCCUGGUUCGGGGCCGAUUCAGUUGUGGCAGUUCUUACUGGAACUCCUUUUGGAUUCAGCCUGUCGCACGUUCAUCUGCUGGACAGGAGACGGCUGGGAGUUUAAGAUGUCCGACCCUGCAGAGGUGGCCAAGCGUUGGGGCCAGUGCAAAAACAAACCCAAAAUGAACUACGAGAAGCUGAGCCGAGGCCUUCGCUACUACUACCACAAAAACAUCAUCCACAAAACCGCCGGCAAGCGCUACGUCUACCGCUUUGUCUGCGAUGUGCAAGGCAUGCUGGGAAGGACAGCCAGGGAGGUGCUAGCCAGUUUAAACGUCACCCCACUGAAUGCGCCAUCACCCAGCCAGGCUCUAGGGGCCCCGUCAGUAAAACAGGAGAAAAGCACAGAGGCCUGGACUCAUUAACACAACAAAUCACACUCAUAGACUCAUAAGCGCUUCACAACAACUCGUCAAGCAGAACUGUGAUCCUUCAGAACUGUGAUCGGUGGGGUCCGCGACCAAUAAUUGUUCUGGACACGUGAAUGUUCUCUCUGACCUAAAAUGUAGCAACAGCCAUGACCUCACUGUGAUUACAUCAUUCCUUAAACAAACAUCCAGCUGAUUUGUGUUUUGGUCCUUAAUGCUCUUCAGACUGUGACAGUGUGGCACUUGUGAUUAUGAGCACAAUGUAAAUGUUUCCUGGUAUGAGUGAGGUUUUUAUUUUUUAUCUUUCCAUACCUGUAGAAUAGAGGCGCUUAUGGUCACAGUCAAACAAACAUUAAUUACAAACGUGUUGCUAUACUAGGAUUUGGUGUAAUUUGAUAUUCACAGAGGUGUGAACUAUGACCUGUUUAUUUCAUUACCUACCUCUCUUGCUUGAAAUAAAGGCAACCAUUAUUUGAGGGAAGCCAAUGCUAGCUAUUUCAUCAUGAGAAAAUGUUUCCCAUCUGAGAUAUACUUUGUAAAACCGAAAUGUUUGUAAAUAAAGUGUACAUAGAUUUGAAUA
Molecule: messenger RNA, 1830 nt
Organism: Alosa alosa (allis shad)
Lineage: Eukaryota; Metazoa; Chordata; Actinopteri; Clupeiformes; Clupeidae
Product: ETS1-related protein
Exons: 8
Coding region: 126-1247 (373 amino acids)
Biological process (GO): cell differentiation; regulation of transcription by RNA polymerase II
Cellular component (GO): nucleus
Molecular function (GO): sequence-specific DNA binding; DNA-binding transcription factor activity, RNA polymerase II-specific
Source: RefSeq, a predicted model, not a curated record